Messenger RNA from Hippocampus comes (tiger tail seahorse), 3229 nucleotides. It is a transcript of the gene rabggta, whose product is annotated as Rab geranylgeranyltransferase subunit alpha. Gene Ontology annotation, biological process: protein geranylgeranylation. The transcript has 17 exons. Gene Ontology annotation, molecular function: Rab geranylgeranyltransferase activity; zinc ion binding. NCBI's taxonomy places the organism in Eukaryota, Metazoa, Chordata, Actinopteri, Syngnathiformes, Syngnathidae. Bases 144 to 1880 code for a protein of 578 amino acids. The record is from RefSeq and is a predicted model, not a curated record. Gene Ontology annotation, cellular component: cytoplasm; Rab-protein geranylgeranyltransferase complex.
GCGAUUGUGACGUAAUUUUAAUGAGACGGAAGUUUACCAAUACAACGUCGAUGACUGUCAUGGUCCAAAUUUCUUUUUAAAAAUAUUCCCAAGGCGACAAGAGUUAAGAUAUUGAGGAAAGUCUCCUUCCUAAACAGUAAAAGAUGCACGGUCGAGUGAAGGUAAAGUCCACCGCCCAGCAGGAGGAGGAGAAAAGAAAGGAACGGGAAAAGAAAUUGAAGAUAUACACAGCAGCACGAGAUGCCUGUUUUUCCAAGAGGAAAGACGGUGUUUGCGACGAAGAAGCCCUCCACUUGACCCAGCAGCUGCUAUCAUCAAACCCUGACUUUGCAACGCUUUGGAAUUACAGGAGAGAGAUCCUCAUGCACCAGGAAACCGUCAAAGACGAGAGUGAAGUACAAAAGAUGUACCAGAACGAGCUGUCUUUUCUGGAGUCUUGCCUAAAAGUCAACCCAAAGUCAUACGGCAGCUGGCAUCAUCGAAGCUGGGUCUCGGAAAGGGCACCUCAAAUGGACUGGGCCCGAGAAUUGAGCCUGUGCGACCGCUGCCUCAGUUUGGAUGACCGCAACUUUCACUGCUGGGAUUACCGGCGGAUCGUCGUGAAGAAAUCCGCUGUCCCCGUGGGAAAGGAGUUGGAGUUCACGGAUCGUCUCAUCGGCUCCAACUUUUCCAACUACUCCAGCUGGCAUUACCGCAGUACCCUGUUGCCCCUCCUCCACCCGCAGUCCCCCGAAUCCGCCCCCCCGUCGGGCUCCUCGCCUCCCUCGCCGCAGACCCACUCCCAUCGCGUCUGUGAAGAGCAGCUGCUCAAAGAAUAUGAGCUGGUGCAGAACGCUUUCUUCACCGACCCUAACGACCAGAGUGCUUGGUUUUAUUAUCGUUGGCUGCUUGGCAGAGCCGAGCGUGAAGAGAUGAUUAGUUGUGUUUUCAUCAGCCGGGAUGAAGAGAGGGUGGCUGUUGCCUUUUCGAGGCCGGUCCAGGCGCAGUCCGGAGGGCUGCUGCUUGUGCUGGAUGGUCAGCCGCUGCAAGUGGACUGGAGGAGCAUCCACCCACGAUUUAAACAUAGUCCCGUCUGGAUAUGCGAUCUUCCUCCGGGGUCCAUCAACAACAUCGCUAAUGAACACAAUCUGACGGUGCACUGGCCCGAAAAACACACUCGGCGAGAUUGCGCCCUGUACACAGGUCGAAAUGAGAGUUGGUGUCGUGAUUCCGCCACCGAUCAGGAGCUCUUCAGGAGUGAACUCUCUGUGGAAAAGAGUUCCGUGUUGCAGUCUGAGCUACAAUCAUGUAACCAGCUGCUAGAACUGGAGCCGCUCAAUAAGUGGUGUUUGCUCACCAUUAUCCUGCUGAUGAGGGCGCUAGACCCCCUUGGCUACGAAAAGGAGACGCUCGCUCAUUUCCAAACUCUCAAAGAAGUGGACUCCAUGCGCUCUGCCUAUUACAGCGACCUGUGCAGCAAAUUUAUGAUCGAAAAUACCAUUUUGAAAAUGGAGUAUGCUGAAGUGCGCGUCUUCAGCGUCUCCAACAAGAACCUGACCACCUUGUGCCAUUUGGACCAGCUGCUCCUCAUCACUCACAUCAAUCUGUCCUCUAAUCAGCUGCGCCACAUUUCCUUUCACUUCUCCAUGUUACAGUGCCUGAAGGUGUUGGAGGCUGAAAACAACUGCAUAGAAAAUUUAGAAGGAGUCUACUGCCUGCCCAAACUGGAAGAGGUCCUCUUGAAGAAUAACAACAUCGCCACGCUGGCAGCGCUCCGGCCGCUCGCCACCUGCCCCAAGCUGCGGCUUCUCGAUCUCCGCGGCAACCCCGUCACUCAGAGCGCCGACGCCGAGUCGCACCUCGCGGAGCUCCUGCCUUCCGUGGCGUGCCUCCUGCUCUGAUGCGCCGGCGGCGGGCGGCGGGCCCGUCACUCAAGGAUGACGCUGCCGCUGGCGGCUGGUUUGUGAAGGAGUGAGUGGAUAAUUUUUUUUUUUUACCAAGUGUGCUGUCACUUCCACUUGUUUGGUGGAAAUUUGAUCAAAACAGCCCCCACUCGUCUGAAUGCCUCUGAAGGCGGAUAUCAAAACACCUAUAAUGAAAAGUCUGUGUUGUUCGUGCGUGUGUGUGUGUGUGUGUGUGGUUGAGUCAUAACUGCUUUUUUUUCCCGCAGAAUGGGUGAAUGAAGGUCGAUAAUACCUCCGAAUGCAUGGUGCAAAAGCUGCAAUAAUGGAAAUCAUAGACAGUGUGUGGAUGGAUCCGCGCGAUCACGUUUUAUAAGCUUGAGAGACACUUAAAGCAACAGUAAGAAACGGGAAUGGCGCUCCAUGCGGUGUGACGAUGUGAGCAGAGCUCAAUGUGACCGAGUUCUGCAGUUCUUAAAUGUUUUCCAACGAGUGCCAUCGUAAAAGAAAACAAAAAAAAAAAAAACUACACAACGUCAAAAUGCAGUGGCAUUGAAGGCAUUUCAAUGUUCAUCAAAAAUGAGUGCAUUGAACAUUCUUGUAAGCCACUCCAACAGGAUGCAGUUUGAAUGCCAUGUUAAAAUGGAGAGAGAAAAAAAAUAUCCCCUUCAAAUGUAUUGCGCACAAUACAUAUUGUGCUGAAAUGUUUAAAAACAUUCACAAGAUUAAAUGCAAAUUUAUUGAACUUGCAGUUUAAAUACAAGUCAGCUGCGAACUUUGGCAGUGAUUUUUUUUUUCUUACCAAUAGGGGGAGUUCGAGUACGACUAGUUGUUAGAAAACCACUCAAGGGUUGACUGCAGUUAUACUUGAAGCCUUUUGCCCCGAUGAGGGACCGAGCCCUUCAGGAAAUCGUGAAACACCAUAAUUUAAUGCCCCUCUCAAGAUGUUUAUCAAUAACUGCUUAUAUUAAUUGUUUAAUUAGUAAAUAUACCACAAACUAUCAUCCUAAAGUACUAACAUUGCAAACCCAUUUGAUAAUAUGACCUUUAAAAAUAAAUACUUUAUAGAUGAUUUUAUUAAAAAAAAAAUAAUAGUCAUAAUAGUGUAUCCAAAGUGUGUGUACAGCAAAAACUCUCCAUAACAACCCAGGCUAAACUUAGUUUCUCCCUUGACACACAAAGCGUGCAUCUCAGUUGAUGUGUAUCACUUUGGCAUAUAUCUUUGGACUAACGUCUUGUGUUCGUGAAUAGCGAUCCUCAAACGUGCCGGGGGUGGGGUGGGGUGGGGGGUGGAGUUGCUCAUCAAGUCUGUUCACAAUCUUUUUUAGUUAGGCUGCUUACAAACAAAA